AUGCCAGGCCUGGCCACCCAGAAGAACACGGACCUGGCCCAGUCUGACAUCAGGAACCUCAUGCCCAAGAGUCUCUCAAGGGCAGUGGUGCACGGCUUUCAGGAUGAGAGCUCCGAGAAGCUGGACCCCGUGGAGCAGGGGCUGUGUUGGCCCACAUCGGCGGCCACGACCACGGGGCUAGCCGUGAACAUAAAAGGCACCUCCCCAUUCAUGGAUGCACUGAUGGCUAAUGGGACGACCUCCCUACAAACAUCAGUCACGGGCGUGACGGCCCGGAAGAGGAAGUUCAUCGAGGACAGGCAAGACCAGCCAUUUGACAAGCUGCUGUGCUUGCACGUGCAGCAGAUGGAGAGCGCCUCCAGGUACCAGGACAUCAUGGUUCAGAAGCAGGAUGGCUUCACCCACAGCCUGCUGUCCACCAACUCGUCCGAGAACAACUCGCUGAACCCGGACGUCAUGAAGGAGCUGCAGAGCGCACUGAGCACGGCCGGGGCCGACGGCAGCAAGGUGGUGCUUCUCAGCGCCGUGGGCAGCGUCUUCUGCUGUGGCCUGGACUUCCUUCACUUCAUCCGGUGCCUGACAGAUGACCGCAAGAGGGAGAGUGCCAGGAUGGCUGAGGCCAUCAGAAGCUUCCUGAACACCAUCAUCCAGUUCAUCAAGCCUACUAUUGUAGCUGUAAUUGGCCCGGCCAUUGGGCUAGGAGGAUCCAUCCUGCCUCUUUGUGACCUGGUCUGGGCCAAUGAAAAGGCGUGGUUCCAGACGCGCUUUACCACCUUCCUGCAGAGUCAAGACAGCAGUUCCACGAUCAUGUUCCCCAAGUUUAUGGGAGGAGCAUCUGCCAAUGAAAUGCUGCCCUGCGGGCUGAAGCUAACAGCACAGGAGGCGUGCGGCAAAGGGCUGGUCUCCAGGGUAUUCUGGCCUGGGGCUUUCACCCAAGAUGUCAUGGACCAUUUCAAGGAGCUCGCCUCUUGCAACCCCGUCGUGCUGGAGGAAUCCAAGUCCCUUGUGCACUGCAACAUGAUGUUCGAGCUGCAGCAGGCCAAGGAGCAGGAGUACAAGGUGCUGAAGUAG
Messenger RNA from Dama dama (fallow deer), 1071 nucleotides. Its product is annotated as chromodomain Y-like protein. Gene Ontology annotation, cellular component: nucleus. The transcript has 2 exons. NCBI's taxonomy places the organism in Eukaryota, Metazoa, Chordata, Mammalia, Artiodactyla, Cervidae. Bases 1 to 1071 code for a protein of 356 amino acids. The record is from RefSeq and is a predicted model, not a curated record. Gene Ontology annotation, molecular function: transcription corepressor activity.